AUGGCAACCUUUUACGACGAAGUUGAGAUAGAAGAUUUUGAAUAUGAUGAAGAAGAAGAGGCAUACUUUUACCCAUGUCCCUGCGGUGAUCGAUUCGUCAUUACCAAGUGGAUGUUAGAGCAAGGUGAAGAAAUAGCAGAGUGUCCGAGCUGCUCUCUGAAAUUGCGCGUUAUUUACGACCGAGAAAAAUUCGUCCGUCAUGAAAAGGUGUCCUUUGGUGGGGCCGCGCAGAUGGUCGAGAGCUAA
This is a messenger RNA of Soboliphyme baturini, 246 nucleotides long. Lineage: Eukaryota; Metazoa; Nematoda; Enoplea; Dioctophymatida; Soboliphymatidae. The record is from the annotation of a GenBank genome assembly.